AAGGAACCAUCUUCUGUUUUGACGGGUUCCGGCUUCUGGAUUCUUGUUCUGGUUUUCUCUUUUGACUUCACUUCUCAAAGCAGCCUAAUAUAGAGAAGAGAGAUUAAAUACUUUAUCUGAGCAAAUCACUGAACCCAAUCACAAGAGAAAAUAAUAAACUAAUAAUUUUCCCAGUCAACAAACAACACCAAGUAAUAGCGCUACAAAAUUGAAUUCUCACCUCAAUAUUCUGAACAUAAGAUAGUGGAGCUUUCAGUAAGGAGAGUUUUGAGCCCUCAUUUUGGGUUAAAAGAAUUGGUUUUAUGCUCUCGGUUAUGUUGAAGUGGGUUUUCAGAUUCUGGGUAUCUUCUUGAUAUGGCUUAAAGGGUUUGGUUUUGGUUUUAUGUGAUGGAUUUUAAUUAGCAUUGGACAGUUUGGAUUGAAAUUUGGUGAUUACUUUUGUGGAUUCUAGAGGUGGUGUUGUGUAAUUUCAUGCAUUAUGUUCAAACAGAUACUAAAGAAGCUUCCUCGGAAGUCAUCUAAGAUGACUGAUAAUCAUGAGCUUAGUGGAAAUUCUAUUGCACAUUCCAUUGCUUCUACUGGUUCAAGAAGCAGUGAAUUGGGUAAAAGCAAAGCUGGGAAUUCCAACAUUGUGUCUCCUCAAGGGAUUGAUUCUGCUUCGGAUUUGGCACAGAAUUAUGGCAAUAAAAUCCAGCAAGGUAAUUUGAAGAUCAAUGGGGGUUCAAUGUUUUCUUCUUAUGAAGCACUGCCUGCAUUUAGGGAUGUUCCAAAUGCAGAGAAGCAGAGCUUGUUUAUAAAGAAGUUGAAGUUGUGUUGUGUUGUAUUUGACUUCACUGACCCAACAAAGGACCUCAAGGAAAAGGAGAUCAAGCGCCAGACACUGUUAGAGUUGGUGGAUUAUGUGACUUCUUCAAAUGGAAAGUUUACUGAAACUGUUAUGCAGGAAGUUGUGAAAAUGGUAUCUGCAAAUUUGUUUAGGACACUCACUCCGCAACCACGAGAGAACAAGGUUGCAGAUGGGCUUGAUUUAGAAGAGGAGGAGCCUUCGAUGGAUCCUGCAUGGCCUCACUUGCAAAUAGUCUAUGAGUUCUUAGUAAGGUUUGUUGCAUCACCGGAAACAGAAGCAAAAUUGGCCAAAAGGUACAUUGAUCAGUCUUUCAUUGCCAAGUUGCUGGAUUUGUUUGACUCUGAAGAUCCUAGAGAGAGAGAAUACUUGAAAACAAUUCUUCACCGCAUAUAUGGAAAAUUUAUGAUACAUCGCCCAUUCAUCAGGAAAGCUAUAAAUAACAUUUUUUUCCAAUUUAUUUUUGAGACUGAGAAGCAUAAUGGAAUUGCUGAAUUUCUAGAAAUUUUGGGCAGUAUAAUUAAUGGGUUUGCUUUGCCACUGAAAGAAGAACAUAAGGUAUUCCUUGUUCGGGCUCUGAUUCCCUUGCACAAACCAAAAUGCUUGGCAAUGUACCAUCAGCAGUUAUCUUACUGCAUAACACAGUUUGUGGAAAAAGACUGCAAGCUUGCAGAUGCUGUGAUCAGGGGUUUAUUGAAGUACUGGCCUGUGACAAAUAGUUCAAAGGAAGUCAUAUUCCUGAAUGAGUUGGAGGAAGUUUUAGAAGCUACCCAGCCACCAGAGUUUCAGCGGUGUAUGGUACCCUUGUUUCAUCAAAUUGCUCGUUGUUUGAACAGUUUGCACUUUCAGGUAGCAGAGAGAGCUUUGUUCUUGUGGAACAAUGAUCACAUUGAGAACUUAAUUAUUCAAAACCGUAAGGUUAUACUGCCCAUUAUCUUCCCUGCUCUGGAGAAAAAUGCUAAAAAUCAUUGGAAUCAGGCUGUCCACAGUUUGACUUUGAAUGUCCGCAAGAUUUUCUAUGAUAUUGAUCCAGAGUUGUGCAAGGAGUGCUUACAUAAGUUUCAGGAGGAUGAAUCAAAGGAAGAUGAAACUGAAGCAAGACGGGAAGCUACAUGGAAACGUUUAGAAGAACUUGCUGAAGAGAAAGAUGCAACUAAUGAGACUCUGCCUGCUCCCAAAAGAGCACAUCCUGCCCCCUCUUAAGGUCAGGAGGGAGAGAUAUUUGUUGAUAGUUCCAAUGACUCAUAAUUUUUUUAUUUAGGUGGUAAAAUCAUUCGGUGGUAUGUUCAUGCAUUGUUAACUUCAGGAUAUGAUGGAUGGAUUCUGGCCUAUAACCAAAACCCCAAUAAACAUUUUGGUGAAAUUGAUCCUUUAAUCUUAGCUUUUACCUUGCAUGUCAGUUUAAAUAAAUGAGAAAUGUAAUACUACCUGUUAGAAAUCAAAACAUGCAUUAGCAGCACAGAGAGGAACAAUUGCUUAGCUAAGUAUUAAAUAGAGUUCUUUAUAUUCCUCUAAUAGUGCAAUGGACAAAAGGAUCAAUUAUGCUAGAUGCUUAUUGAGCUGACCUUACAGGCCAGAGGCUCAUCACAUUUGGAGACUUCUGCAUUUCUCUUCCUCUUGCACGUCUGUAUAGGAUAUGAAAUUAUGUUGAUUAAUGCAAUUACUUUCUCUGUAAUGUAAUGUUCAGGCUUAUGAGAA
Messenger RNA from Mangifera indica (mango), 2542 nucleotides. RefSeq names its product serine/threonine protein phosphatase 2A 57 kDa regulatory subunit B' theta isoform-like. Lineage: Eukaryota; Viridiplantae; Streptophyta; Magnoliopsida; Sapindales; Anacardiaceae. The record is from RefSeq and is a predicted model, not a curated record. The transcript is spliced from 3 exons. Gene Ontology annotation, molecular function: protein phosphatase regulator activity. Gene Ontology annotation, biological process: signal transduction. The coding region runs from base 479 to 2047 and encodes 522 amino acids. Gene Ontology annotation, cellular component: protein phosphatase type 2A complex.